UGCUUUAUCGACACAACGCAGAAGAACUAUGGCUCUUAAAGACAUUCAGGAUAAUUUCAAGCCAAACCCAUCAUCUCUUGAGGAGAUUCUGUCAAGCAAAUCAUCCAAUGAUGCAGACAGAAAGAGAUCAGAAACCAUGAUCAAAAAUCCUAAAUCCAUCAUUGGAGCUUUAGGUCGUCAAACCAGUUUGUCACGGUCCAAGUUGUCACAUCCUUGUCGUGUUGAGAAAUCUCGUGAUUUAAGAACAUCUCUUUAUACAGGUGCAUUGCGUGUUCCUCGGAAUAAUCCAAAAAACGAAUCUCGAAAGACAGUUGCCAAUGCGAUACCCAACCGAGCGUUAUCAACUAUUCGGGAAUCGACGAUUCCCCCGAAACGAGAAUUAUCAGCGAAAAAAAAUAUUAAGCAAUCACUCGCAACUAGAUAUUCGACGAUAAAGGAUAUUCCGAAGCAAGAUAUUUCAUCUACACGUGAUUUUUCUAAAUUAAGUUUAUCCACGACUCAGCAUAAUGUUAGACAAACCUUAGCGGUCACAUCUUCUGUAACACGGAAUAUUUCGAAACAAAAUUUGCCAAACGGUAAAAUUAAUUCGAAACGAUCAUUGAUGACCCCUUUCCCUGCAUUGAAUGAGGUAUCAAAAAAAGAAUUACCAAUAAGUCAAAAUGAUACAAGGCAAAUAUUUGCAGCCCAACAACAUACGGCAAUUCAUGAU
Messenger RNA from Acaulospora morrowiae, 709 nucleotides. The record is from the annotation of a GenBank genome assembly. Lineage: Eukaryota; Fungi; Glomeromycota; Glomeromycetes; Diversisporales; Acaulosporaceae.